GUGUUCUUAAUUUCCGCCCACGGAUUCAGCCUUCAAUCGCCUGCUCUGGCGCGCAGUCCGCGGUGAAUCCAAAACCAAAGAAAACUAGGCGCAGCGUGGUGCGGCGCGGCCCCGUCAUGGAGGCGGUAGAGACGCAGGCGGAAGCUCGAGUUUUAGAGGUCCUGGCUGAAGUGGCAGACAUUGUGGAACCUAUAGGCUUACAGGAAGAGGCGGAGCUGCCAGCUCGGAUCCUGGCUGAGUUUUUGAGCAAUUCCCGAAAGAAAGACAAGCUGCUCUGCAGCCAACUUCAGGUAGUAUACUUCCUACAGAAUUUCCUGGCUCAGGAGGACAUUGCCCAGGACCUGGGCCCCUUGGCUUCUGAAGACUUGAGCCGACAGAAGGCAACUGAAGCCAAAGAACAAUGGAAAGAGCUGAAGGCUACCUAUCAAGAGCAUGUAGACGCCAUAACAAGCAUCACGACCCAGGCCCUGCCCCAGAUGGAGGAGGUCCAAAGGAAGCGUGUUCAGCUCCAGGAGGCCUUUGAGCAGCUCCAAGCCAAGAAGCAAGCAGUAAUGGAGAAAUUCAAAGCCUCCCAGAAGCAGCGGAAACUACAACAGGAGAAACAUCUGCAGAGUCUGGCAGAAGUCUCUGCAGGGCUGAAGGAACGUCAGAAGGGAAUUCAGCAGAAGCUUGAGCAGCUACAUCAGGAACUUGGAACCUUGAAAAAGCAGGCAGAAUGGGAACAGGAUAAACUGCAGAGGCACCAGACCUUCCUUCAGCUCCUGUAUACCCUGCAGGGUAAGCAGCUGGUCCCUGAGGCAGAGGCUGAGAGCAGAGCUACUACAGGAGCUACCCUUCCACAUGUAACUGCUUAAGGGUGUGGAAGAAAGGUGAACCCCUGGUGUGCCUUUUACUGCAUUUGAGCUCUGCUACCCAUUGAUGGGAUUGGAAGUGGGAAGAAGGAAAGAGAUGUUAUGGUGAAGCUUGGUACAUCAUCCCUAUGCCAGACCCAUCUGGUCUAACCCUCUCUCCAUCUUCCCCAGCAGAUUGGAUUAUGAAUGCUUGAGUACGGCCUGAUUUCUGACCGUGACCUAGGUUGAAGUCUGUCAAUUAAAAGUCCUGGCUAUCUCAGUUACCUGUUUGUUCAUCUUCACAGCUGAUAGAAAGAACUACAGAUUUUCAAAGGCUAAUAACAUGAUAGGUGCUGGGACAGGUGUGAACUAGAUCGUGUAGAUGGCCAGGGCCUUGAGUUUUUUGCCAAAAUCCACAUGAAGCAAACAUGCUGAGCUUAAUUCAAGGGGAAGACUAUUUACACAGGUGGAUAAAUUUGGGAAGAUAUUGUUUUUCAUUAACCCAAAUGUUUGUUGAGUUCCUGUGUUGUGCUAAGGACCCAUGAUGUGAACUGGAGGAGCUACAGUGAUGAGCUCAUUUAACUUUUUUAAGAAUGGCCUAAUUUUACAUUCCUGAUACCCCUUUGUGUGUUAUCUAAUACUUUCCUUGGUUACUCUUCAGAUGCUUGUUCAUUUUAUUACGUUGAAAGAUUGGUUUUUAUAGUCUGGCAUUGAAUGUUAUGUUUCAUUGACUUGUGGUUUCUGGAUCAUUUCCUCGCUUGUAACUUUGGGUGGAGAAUACUACUUUUGUAAAUUCUCAUUUUUAUCAGAUAAUAACUCUCAGUAUUUGUUUUCCCAAAUAAACACUUAAUAUUAUAAUUUCUUCCUCUAAGUUUUCACAAUCAUCCAAUUCAUGCCAUUUUAAAUUUUCUCUUUUUUUCUUCUUCCUGAAUUUCUUUGAAUAAUAAUUUUGAAGUUUUCUGCUAUAUCUUUGUGGGAAGAUAAUCUUCAUAAAUUCUGAUUUGGCUAGAGAAUGUUACCCGCAUAAUUAAAUUUGAAAACAGAA
This is a messenger RNA of Ictidomys tridecemlineatus (thirteen-lined ground squirrel), 1875 nucleotides long. RefSeq names its product ZW10 interacting kinetochore protein (gene Zwint). NCBI's taxonomy places the organism in Eukaryota, Metazoa, Chordata, Mammalia, Rodentia, Sciuridae. Gene Ontology annotation, cellular component: kinetochore. The record is from RefSeq and is a predicted model, not a curated record. Gene Ontology annotation, biological process: mitotic cell cycle checkpoint signaling.